AAUACCAGAGCAUUCCCACAGGACUCACCAUCCCUCCCUUCCAGGCAGCGGCCCCGGGUCCCCAGCGGGGCGCCUGCCCACAAACAUGGCUGCUCCCUGCUCAGCUUCUCCUCGCCGGGGCCGUGGCGCCAGGCCGGCUCUGCCAGUACUCGGGGACUUCCUCCGCGAACCGGCUUCCUGCACGGCUGGCAUUUAAACCCGCGCCUAGGGCUGCGGGCUGCGGGCUGCGGCUGCGGAUGCUGAGCUGUCCACGGGCUGGGCAGCGCCGCCGCCUCCUCUGAGGCGCCAGGCGAGGCAGGAGAGGAGCCGAAGCAUCUGUUAACUGCGCCCAGGGCCAAGCAGGACAGGGCUCGGGGAGCUUGGGGACGCCGGCAUCGGACCCCGGCAUCUGGCAGUUUAAUUGCAGGUUUGACUUUAAUUUCCAAGAUCGCGAUCCUUCUGCCCAGCCCAGACAUUUUUCCUCCCUCCGGCCUUGGUUGCUGCAUGAAGCCCGGGCUGGGCUUCGUCCCAGACGCAGAAGAGCGCAUUCCUGGCCCCGCGCCGUCGCCCCAGGGACCCCGGAGCCGCGUGCCCGGGCCAUGGUGCGGCUGAGCCCCGCGCUCGGGUGAGGCGGCGGCGCGGCUCGGAGCCCGGCGGGUCGGCCCUGCGGGGCACCUUCCCCCGAGGAGCCUAGGGCGCCCGGACGCGGGGCUCCGCUCCCUGCUGCUGGGGCUGCGCGCGGGGGGCGAGCGGCGGCCGCGAUGUUCAGCUGGCUGGGUUCCGACGACCGCCGGAGGAAGGACCCCGAGGUCUUCCAGACAGUGAGCGAGGGGCUCAAGAAACUCUAUAAGAGCAAGCUGCUACCCCUGGAAGAGCAUUACCGCUUCCACGAGUUUCACUCGCCUGCCCUGGAGGAUGCCGAUUUCGACAACAAGCCCAUGGUCCUGCUGGUGGGCCAAUACUCCACUGGGAAGACCACCUUCAUCAGGUACCUGCUGGAACAGGAUUUCCCGGGUAUGAGGAUUGGGCCCGAGCCAACCACUGACUCCUUCAUUGCGGUGAUGCACGGAGAGGUGGAGGGGAUCAUCCCCGGGAACGCCCUGGUGGUGGAUCCUAAGAAGCCAUUCAGGAAACUGAAUGCCUUUGGCAAUGCCUUCUUGAACAGGUUCAUGUGUGCCCAGCUGCCCAACCCCGUGCUGGAGAGCAUCAGUGUCAUCGACACUCCAGGGAUCCUCUCUGGGGAGAAGCAAAGGAUCAGCCGAGGGUAUGACUUUGCAGCUGUCCUCGAGUGGUUCGCUGAGCGGGUCGACCGCAUCAUCCUGCUGUUUGAUGCCCACAAGCUGGACAUCUCUGAUGAAUUCUCGGAAGUCAUCAAGGCCCUCAAGAACCACGAGGACAAGAUGCGGGUGGUGCUGAACAAGGCCGACCAGAUUGAGACGCAGCAGCUGAUGCGGGUGUACGGGGCCCUCAUGUGGUCCCUGGGGAAGAUUGUGAACACCCCAGAGGUGAUUCGGGUCUACAUUGGCUCCUUCUGGUCCCACCCCCUUCUCAUCCCCGACAAUCGGAAACUCUUUGAGGCCGAGGAGCAGGACCUUUUCAGAGACAUCCAGAGUCUGCCCCGAAACGCUGCCCUGCGCAAACUCAACGACCUCAUCAAGAGAGCCAGGCUGGCCAAGGUCCAUGCCUACAUCAUCAGCUCUCUAAAGAAGGAGAUGCCCUCCGUGUUUGGAAAGGAAAACAAGAAGAAGGAGCUGGUGAACAACCUGGCUGAGAUUUAUGGCCGGAUCGAGCGGGAACACCAGAUCUCACCUGGGGACUUUCCCAAUGUGAAGAAGAUGCAGGACCAGCUGCAGGCCCAGGACUUUAGCAAAUUCCAGCCACUGAAGAGCAAGCUGCUGGAGGCAGUAGACGACAUGUUGGCCCACGACAUUGCCCAGCUCAUGGUGCUGGUGCGCCAGGAGGAGACACAGCGGCCCGUCCAGAUGGUGAAGGGUGGAGCGUUCGAGGGCACUCUUCAUGGUCCCUUUGGGCACGGCUAUGGGGAGGGGGCCGGGGAGGGCAUCGAUGAUGCUGAGUGGGUGGUGGCCAGGGACAAGCCCAUGUAUGACGAGAUCUUCUACACCUUGUCACCGGUGGACGGCAAGAUCACAGGUGCUAAUGCCAAGAAGGAGAUGGUCCGCUCCAAGCUGCCCAACAGCGUGCUGGGCAAGAUCUGGAAGCUGGCUGACAUCGACAAGGAUGGCAUGUUGGAUGAUGAGGAGUUCGCACUGGCCAACCACCUCAUUAAGGUCAAGCUGGAGGGGCAUGAGCUGCCCAAUGAGCUGCCUGCGCACCUCCUGCCCCCAUCCAAGAGGAAAGUCACUGAGUGAUGAGGGACAAGGGGUGGUUCAGAGCAGGCAGGUGUUAGAGGAAAUGAGGGAGGUGAUGAGACACACACACACACGCGUGCACGCGUGUGCAGAUCUUGAGAACUGCAGUGCAGAUGAGAGAGGACAGUGAUCCCCAGGUUUCCAGGCUGAUCUUUGUUUGGACGCAUCUACAGGUUCUCAGCAUUGGUAGAAGCACAAGGGCACUCCCAGGGUCGCAAGUUUCAAGCCUAGGUCUCCAUCCCUCUCUCCCUCCCGUCUUCCGCUACACAGAGACCUGCUUUCUCCCGGAGAGGCAGUUCACUUGCCCACAGAUGGCCCACCCACCUCCAGAUUUCCUGGACUCUGAGCAGAUGGAAAGGCUUUUCACUUCAUAGGCAAUUCACGUUGUUUUCUGUGCUCGCUCCCCCUCUUUGGCUUCCCAAUGUGAAAUCUGCUCCGGGCCUGGGAAAUGAGGGAGGCGAGGAGGGAAGCAUCCUCGGGGAACCAGGUCCCAGUCGUGGAGUUCAUGGCCCUGAGCUGUUUUUUCCAAGACUUAGGCUCUGUCUGCCUCAACAAACCUGGCUUUGAACCCUGUUGGCACUUCAUUUGAAAGAAUCCCAGUGAGGGAGGGAGAAGAGAAAAAAUUGACAGGAAAGAAUGCAAAGAAACUGUCCUCUAAUCCUCUACUCAGAGCCGAUCAAGGUGGUUUUAUUCCAGAUUUUGUGAGAUUCAUAUUCUUUCCACCCGGCCUCUGAUGUUUGGAGGCUCAUACUCAAUUACAUGUAUCCAGACCCCGCCGUGAGCCAGGAACCGUGUUAGGCACUUUAUGUACAUUAUCUACGUGGCCCUCGCUCCCCGCAGGGAAGUAUGCCUUAGUCCCCCUAUUUUGCAGAUGAGGAGCCCGAGUCUCAGACUCUAAGUGACCUUCCCAACAUCACAGCUCACACGUGAUGGAGAGAGGAUUCAAAGCCAGGGGUUCAGAGUCUUCCCUCUGCUGUGACAAUGUGUGCAGGAUUCCAGCUCUGCUAGCCCAUGACGAAUCAUGGAGAACAAGCCAAGCAUGCAGGUCCCCUCAGCCUCCCACAACAGGCUGGUGCAGGAGAAGGGCUAGGCAGCAUUUGGUGGGCCUUCAGUCUGGCCAUCUGUCACAUCACAGAAGCAAACCGUGCCUUCUGGCUGUGUGCCUCACAUCCCUAAAAUUGCAGAAGUCCAACAGCGCCAGCAGGAGAGUGGGCCGGCCUGCUGGAUGAUGUUCGAGUCUGUCUCUGCUCCACCUCCCACCAGUAGCCUGAAUCAUCCAGCUCCAGUGCAGCCACCAACUCUUAGCAAGUGGGACCUCGUGCUGAAUCUCAGAAGGCCAACUUGAGAGGUCUGAGGUCUUGUUCCUUGCAGGACCCCCAGUGACCCUGCAGUGUCCUUGGCAAAUCCCCACCAUUCUCAGUGCCCCACUCCCUCCUUCAUAGUCUCUCCCUUGCUUCGUGGCCACUGAACGGGUCACUUUGUAUGGUAUGCUUCUAACUGUGAUGGAAAACAAAAACAAGUAUAACUUAUUUUAUAUCUAUGUUGAGACUAUAGAGAAUAUUCUAUGUAUCUAUGUGCUCACUACUGCAGUGCGUUUGUCAUUAGUAUUCUUGUUAAUAUAUCACAUUUAUCCUUUGGUACCCACUUGGCCACAAAGCAUCAUUCCAGGGGAGGCUGAGGGAGAGGGGUUGGGUUCUUACUGAGGGUUUCUCCUGGCAUCUUUGGCAGAGGAUUGGUCUGCCCAUAGCCAGCAUCCGCCAGUAGCAUCCCCUUGGCCUGGUGCCUGUCCAGGCCCAGUGACUAUCCAGGCUGACUUCAUGGAACCAUUGCUUCCUGGAAAUCUCGAGUGGAGAUGGUCCCCAAACCUUAGGGCUUCCUUCUGCAUCCACACAUUGCUUUUUCACAUGUAAUAAAGCCUUCUUCAAAUAGAGCGUCAAGCCCAGCAAAGGGACCAUUUCUUAGCUCUACGCCUUUCUUUGAGCUAAAGGAGAAAUUGGAAGGAGACAGCAGAGGAAGGUGUAGUUUCUGUCUUUUUGUUUUAGAAGAAAGAGGGGUGUCAGUCCCCUCGCCGCACCCGCCCCCCCGCCACUUCAUGCACCACCUUCCUGCCUUACGUCUCCCUGCCUGUCUUCCCUCCCUUCUUCAAGACUCCACCCCAGAGAGAUCUAUGUGGCAUGAGAAUUCCAUGAUGACACUUCUCCCAUCUCCCAAGAAAGAGGAAAUAAUGCUUGAGGCUCCUCUCAAUGGGUGAGGGGACAGUUGAGGACUACUUUCUCUGGGACUGGCCCUCUGACUCUUGCUGCCUUGACCUACUGACCUUGUAUAGAGGCCUAGGGAGACCUCAUGCCUCAGCCUGGAAAACAUUUAAUCUGGAAAGCAGAGACUCGUCGUGGCAGUCUCACAGGCAAGAAUCCCUCGAGACCCCACUGUCCUGUCUCUCCCUUCCCCACACCACUUAGCCUGGGCCACAGAAAUCGUCAGACAGGAAGAGCGACACCCCACACCCCUGCCCCAGCAAAGCUUGCCCCCGGCGCCUAAAAGCUAAACUGUGACCAAAGUCAUUGUGUCCAGGUGCAGGGGACCCUGCUGGCGAUGCAGGACCUGGCCUCAAUUUGCAGAGUGCUGAGAGGUUGCCCUGAGUCACCCCCACUCCUAUUUAUGCUCUCUGUUCCAAGAGCCUACAUUUAUGUGUUAGCUGGUCAGAAUCAGCAGAGCUAUCUGGGGAGAACAGGCUUCUUUAUUUCCCCUAUGAGAUACUAACUGGCCUCCAUACGUAUUCAAUCCUUUAUUCUUUAGUUUGUCCAUCCAUCCACCCAUCCAUUCUUUCUUUCACUCAGAAGAUACUGAGACCCUCUGGCAGGAAAGGCCCUAAGGUGAAGAUAGCAAUUCAUCCAUUGAGAUAUUCAAAAAUACUUAAUAGAUGCCAUCUGUGCAGGAGGGACAAUUCUAGAUGGAUCAAAUCAAGUUCCUGCUGUCAAAGAGCUCACAACUUCAUAGGGAAGUGAGGCAUUUAUACAAAUAUUGACAAUACAAUGAGGGACCAUGACAGGUUCUGGGCAGCAAAGUGCAGGCAGAGCGAGGGCUCGUGAGAGACAGAAAUAGCUUCCACCUGGGGAGAAGGUGGUUGGAGAAAGCCUGGGAUAAAGAUGUGGUACUUGAGCUGAACCUGAGAAACCUUUUGGGGUCCGCUCUUGUGCCUAUCAUCUCACCCUCUCAUCCAAGGAAGAUAGGCAGCGUUUUUAUACAAAAGUAAACACACAGCAUUCCCAGCCUGCAGAAUCAUGACUGACGGAGAAGCUCUGAUGUAUUUGAGGAAAAGCGUGAUUAGAAUUUUGCCUCUGGGGACUGUGCUGGUUUUUCACAGGCCAUUUUUAAGUAAAAGUUUUAUCAGUAUCUUGAAAGUUGAAAUUUUCAGUGCCCAGAAGAAAAGAAAAUGGUAAUGGGCGAUGUAGGUUAUCCUGGUUGCAGCGAUGAGGGGAAUGGAAGGAUGUGGGGGCGCGUGCUCCCCUCAACCUCCCACUGAAGGGAAUUAGUGCUGUUCACCACAUUUUGGUUUCCUGGUCCUUCUGGCACAGGGAGGAUUGGAUUUGCCACCUCCUAGAAGUUAAGCGAGCCCUGUGCCUUGCUUUGGUUGGUGAAAUACGAGUGUAAACAACAUGUCCCUUCUUUGCAAGUGUACCAUGUUCUGCUUUUCCCGCUUCGCCAGGAAUGCAUGUGGGAGCAAGUGUGAAGAUGGAGCCCACGUCUCUGGGACACUUUGCAAUCCCUUCCCCCUUCCCAGUCUGCACUGGACAGGUGACAUGAACAAGAUACAAACCCCAGUCGUUUUAAUUUUAAGUCGCUGAUAGUCAUGGGUUUUAACCCAUGUGGGCAUAACCUAGAUUAUCAUAAUCAAAAUACCUAGUCAGUUCUUCCAGUAGUUUAAGACUACCAUUGGAGCAAGUGUAAAGGAGAGAAAGUCUCCCAGGAGUCUGAGUUCCUGCCUCCUGAAGAACCAAGUCCACCUGAGGAGGAAGGCAUUGGAGAUGUAACAAAAUCGCUUCGUGUCUGAGCCAUAUUCUGCAAUAGCACUUUUUUUCUUUUUUUCAAUUGUGUUAAAAUACACAUAACAUAAAAUUCACCAUCUUAGCUGUU
Messenger RNA from Equus caballus (horse), 6482 nucleotides. RefSeq names its product EH domain containing 3 (gene EHD3). Gene Ontology annotation, molecular function: protein binding; calcium ion binding; GTP binding. The record is from RefSeq and is a predicted model, not a curated record. Gene Ontology annotation, cellular component: cytoplasm; plasma membrane. NCBI's taxonomy places the organism in Eukaryota, Metazoa, Chordata, Mammalia, Perissodactyla, Equidae. Gene Ontology annotation, biological process: endosomal transport; endocytosis.